UCUUGACCAAAACCCUCACCGGCUUCAGCUGUCUUGUUGACCGCUUCACUCCUUGGGUAAGAAUUUCAAGAAAAACUCGGUAGGAUGGGCGUACCCGCCUUGUUCAGAUGGUUGUCGAAAAAAUACCCCAAAGUCGUGGAACAAGUUAUCGAAGACGUGCCGGCGCAAAAUGCAGUCGAUGGAGGCACCGAGGAAGUGCCAAUCGACAUGAGUCAAAGAAACCCCAACGGAAUGGAAUUUGACAAUCUAUAUCUCGAUAUGAAUGGUAUCGUCCAUCCUUGUACUCACCCUGAGGGUAAAAAACCGCCAGAAACCGAGGCAGAAAUGAUGAUCGAAGUUUUCAAAUAUACUGAAAGAGUCGUCAACAUGGUCCGACCCAGGAAACUAUUGAUGAUUGCAAUCGACGGGGUUGCGCCACGAGCAAAGAUGAACCAACAACGUUCCCGUCGUUUCCGAGCCGCGCAAGAAGCCAAAGUCAAGGAAGAAGAGAAACAAGCCUUAAUUGAAGAAUAUAAACAACAAGGCAAGGAACUCCCAGAAGACUAUAAAACUGAUAAGAAAGCUUGGGAUUCGAACGCAAUUACUCCGGGUACGCCAUUCAUGACCCUUUUAACGGAAAGUUUGCGAUAUUGGAUCGUCUACAAAAUGAAUACCGACAAAGGCUGGAGUCAAAUUCAAGUAAUCCUAUCCGACGCAUCAGUUCCUGGAGAAGGGGAGCACAAGAUUAUGGAUUUCGUACGUCGACAGCGAACUCAGCCUUCUUAUGAUCCCAACACGAAACAUGUAAUCUACGGACUGGAUGCAGAUCUUAUAAUGUUAUCCUUAGCAACACAUGAACCUCAUUUCAAAGUUUUACGAGAAGAUGUAUUCGCAGACCAGAAGAAAGGGAAAGGUUGUUACACUUGUGGACAACUUGGUCAUCACAGUAGUCAAUGUCAAGGCAAACCGAAAGAGAAAGUAGAUGAACAUGAUACCAAGCAAAAGCCAGUUGAAAGAAAGCCAUUCAUAUUUCUAGACGUCGGAAUCUUACGAGAAUAUUUGGCGAUUGAAUUGAAUAUCGGUGGAUUACCGUUUCCAUUUGAUAUUGAACGCGCGAUCGACGAUUGGGUGUUGCUGAUUUUCUUCGUCGGAAAUGACUUUCUACCGCAUCUACCAAGUCUCGAGAUUCGAGAAGGUGCGAUCGACACUCUACUCAAGAUAUGGAAAACCAAUCUAGGACGAAUGGGCGGAUUCCUGACCGACUGUGGAGCCUUGAAUUUGAAACGCACCGAAAUCAUCUUAGAAGGACUGGCCUCACGUGAAGACGAGAUCUUCCGUAGACGUAGAGAAGCAGAGGAAAGGCAAGAUCAAUCUGCUAAAAGACGUAAAAUUGAUGAUGACAACAAGCAAGUUCAUAUCAAAUCAUCCACAACCAAUCAGCCUCUGCCUACUUCCAAUCUAGGCAACCUCUCAACAACCCUCAACGUGCCCCUAAAACCGACCUUCUUGCCUGAAGAUGUCAGACAAACAACACAGUCCGCUAUUCCGGGGCUCGGUAAUGCUAGCUUAUCCAUGAUGAGUAAUGCGGAUGUGGUUAAAAACCGGUUCGCGAUCAGGACGGCUAACAUGGAUGCAGCUGCGAUGCUGAAAGCAGAGCUGAGUGGAACAUUAGAACUUCCGACGUCCGCGCCCGCCGGUGAUGAUGCCACUAAAAUGACCAUGGAGUCGACUGACGUGGCGCUAGCCGAGUCUCAAGUCCCCCUCGAAGCCAAUACCGAGACGCCUGGCGUGACACAGGCCGAGUCUGAUGCUCCCACCGGAACGCAGAAUCCAUCAAAUGAAAGCCACUCGGCGAUAGAUACCUCGCAAGGCAAGCCAUCCAAUGCUGAAAAUGACGAGUCGGCGGCCACAACAAACGGAAAGGAUUCUUGCCAAGAUUCUGCAGCCGGCCCUCCUGAUGGGGAAACUGAAUCGACUGUAAAACCACCCACACCAGUUCAAAAGCGUAAAGCUGAUGAGCUUGAAUCUGCUGACCCAGCAAUCGGCCCUAUAGAUGAUUCCGUCGUACUAUCGGAAGAUGAAGAUGAGGAUGAAGCCCCCGGUGAUGUGUCCGUUUUCGUUCCUGGUGAGCCCAGUCGACCAGCCCCCUUGAAGAUGCUCGGUAAUAAUAUGGUCGAGCAAGAUGAUACAGUCAAAUUAUGGGAACCGGGUUACCGCGAACGAUACUUUAGACAAAAGUUUGGAAUAGAGUUAAACGAUGAAGUUGAAAAACGAAAAAUAGUCAAGCAUUAUGUCGAAGGCCUAGCAUGGGUUCUGGCUUACUACUACCAGGGAUGUCAAUCGUGGCAAUGGUUUUAUCCCUACCAUUACUCUCCAUUUGCUUCGGAUUUUACAAAUUUGGAAGAGUUUGAAAUCAAGUUCAACCUUGGACAGCCAUUCAAGCCAUACGAGCAACUGAUGGGUGUUUUCCCAGCUGCUUCAAGAUGUCAUAUUCCCGACGUUUACCACGACCUGAUGAUGAAUGAUGACUCGCCUAUUAAAGACUUUUAUCCUGAGGAAUUCGAAAUUGACAUGAAUGGAAAGAAAAUGCUGUGGCAAGGGGUCGCCUUGCUACCAUUCAUCGAGCAAGAUCGAUUGUUGAACAGUAUGAAGGACUGCGAAGAUCGCUUGGCACCUGAAGAUAAAAUUAGGAACGAACCUGGGCAUGUGGUCAUGUUUUGUGGUGAAGCUCAUCCUCAAUAUGAGAACUUUUGUAAAAUAUACCAAAAACGAGAUAACAAGGAGGCCGUGACACUGGAUCCUGCGCACGCAAACGGAGUCUUCGGCUCAGCAUUACCCGACCCAGACUGCAUUCCGGGCUCGACGUUCUAUUCGCCACUGCCGACGGUUGGGCUGCCCGAUAUCUCGAAUGACAAAUCGAUAUUUGCUCGAUUUUUUGUUCCAUCACAACUAGUCCCCCAUCGCAGCCUACUACUAAGUGGGGUCGCUUUGGAACGGCCCAUCCUAAAUAAUCAUGAUCGAGACCUAACGCGUCGGGGUGGAAAUCAAGCGCAUGGGGGUAACCAACACUACGGCAGCGAUGGCUUUCAUCAACAGCGGAGAGACUUCGGGGACGGGCCGGGAAUCAUGACUCAUUAUCACACCAAUAAUUCUAACUUCAAUGGCGGCGGUGGCGGCUAUUGGAACUCCAACCGAGGAUCUGGUAAUCAUUCCCAGUACCAACAACCUCAUCACUCAACGCACGCACAUGACUACAGGAACUCGGGGCCACCGGCUGGCAACCAUCGGGGCUACUCCAACGGGCCUGCCCAUCAUCAUCACAAUGGCUAUCCGCAAGGAGGUCAUCAUUCGCAGAGGGCACCAUACGGAUUGCCUACAAGUUUUGGAUCGACCAAUGCGAGAGGUGGGGGCGGCUAUCGACCUCCUCACAGCGCGCCUCAGUCGAGCUACUAUAACGCACCCAUGAACCAUAAUAAUGGCGGUUAUGUCCCCCCGGUCAGGUACGGUGGGACAGGGGUUGGACUCCCUCAACGCGCCCCACCGGCCCCUUUUGCAGACCCGUAUCCUCCUCCAACUCAAUCAUCUACACACUAUUCUCGAGCCGGGUAUCGGCCGCCGGGCAUCACCCCCGCCUUCACUCGAACUGUGCCCAAUUACCCUCCCCGGGCCGCCCAACAACCCUCCCGACCCCCUUAUGAUCACUCAUCUGGUAGGUAGAGUCGAUAAAUCGGGCUUUGGUUUUCUUUUUCUCUUUUUUUUGGUCCUUAUACGUCCAUGGAUAUUUCGUCCAGCAACAGCCAAAUAAGCAACUCGUAAAUAGAUCACCAGAUUACCCUCGUGGACUUCCUCUCUCCCUCAAUCGACCUCAAAAUUUUCUUUUUUCUUUUUUUUGUUCUUCUGUCUCUAAUUCUAUCUAUAGUAUCAAGAAAUAAAAUAAACAUUGUCUGAAAUUGUUUUGUGUUUGUGUUGAUGUCCACAUAAAAAACUUAUGCUAGAUAACUGAAAACUCAGCCAAAAAAUGAUAAUAAUACAUACAUAACCGAAAAAAUUGUUCAAGCUGUAUCAAGUAUGAAUUAGAGAAAUGAAAAAAAAGUGAAAUUG
Molecule: messenger RNA, 4080 nt
Organism: Puccinia graminis f. sp. tritici CRL 75-36-700-3
Lineage: Eukaryota; Fungi; Basidiomycota; Pucciniomycetes; Pucciniales; Pucciniaceae
Exons: 8
Coding region: 85-3696 (1203 amino acids)
Biological process (GO): nuclear-transcribed mRNA catabolic process
Cellular component (GO): nucleus
Molecular function (GO): RNA binding; 5'-3' RNA exonuclease activity; zinc ion binding
Source: RefSeq, a predicted model, not a curated record